Molecule: messenger RNA, 1332 nt
Organism: Brettanomyces bruxellensis
Lineage: Eukaryota; Fungi; Ascomycota; Pichiomycetes; Pichiales; Pichiaceae
Exons: 1
Coding region: 1-1332 (443 amino acids)
Source: RefSeq, a predicted model, not a curated record
AUGGGUGGAUUUUUUGGUUUGCAGUAUAAAGACUUAGACGUCUCGUUUAACUUCGAAUCAUCUCCAUAUAGAUGCUUCGGUCCCUUUUAUCCGGACGUGACCGGCUCUCUGAAUGUGAGAGUCAUGAAAGACGUUCAUAAUGUUACCGGAAUUAAGUACGGAUUUAAGGGUACUGUUGAUGGAUAUUUCUUUGAAGCCACUGAGGUUUCGGCGGGGGAUUUUUUAAAUACACAAACUACGCAACGGCACACAAUUACAGACACGUAUAAACUCUUUGAACAGCAACAGGAUUUAAAUGCCGAUCCAGGUGCUCAAAAUGCUGUAAUUGGCGGACUUGUCAAGAAGGGAACAGUCAUGAACCAAUCGUUUCACUAUCAUUUCCCAUUUGAGACAACAUAUCUCCCUAGUAGCUGUUCCAACAUUGGUGGAACAGGUGAUAAUCAGGCAUCAAUUGCUGUUGUCUACAGUGUUUAUGUACAAAUACAAUAUCAGGGCCCAAAUGGUUCAAGCUAUCAGCAGCUGGAAUGGCCAAGCUUGUUGGCCUAUCAGGGUGCACCGGAAACAAAGAUCGAUGGUCCUAUUGGUAUGAAGAAUUACGUUAUAAGCAACAAAUUCAAGUCGAAAGUGAAAGAUUUCGUGUAUGAUCGCUCAAAGAAGAUGCUUGUUCCAAGUCCAAUACAGAAAUCGCAUAGGUACACCAAACGUAUACUUGGCUUGUGGAAUGAGAAUUAUCGGAAAGGAGUGUACGAUCAAUUGGCUCAGGAUGUUGAGAUAUCAUGUGUGUUUAGUGUUCCAAAUGCGAUUAAUAUACUAGGUCCUUUUACCAAUGCCGUGGGCCUGAAGUUUAAAGUAGAUGCUGAUGGUGAGCUCGGGACCGAUUUUGCUUUUAACGGACAAAGCACGGGAUUAGGAAAGUUUAAUGUUAAUGAAUUAAAGUUGUCUGACUUCUAUCAGGUCGAUAUGAACGUUUGUGGCAAAGCUUAUACAACACAAAACAUGCAGCCAUUGAUGGCUCUGCGGUUCAAGGAAGGAUCACUUUCUUUUGAUGUCAAGGAUUUCCAAUUCAAUAAAGAAGCCGGUGUUUAUGAGAUUAAUUUAUCAUUAUCGGAUUUUCAAAGAGCCACCACUUCCCCGAUGCUCUGCUAUUUUGCACAGCCUGCAAUGGUUUAUGGACGUGUUGGUAAUAUUUUUCUGUGCCGGUCCAGUGCUGUAUUCGACAUGACACUAUCAAAUGCUUGCAAGCAUGAUAAAAAGAGUAAGGUUUUCACUGCAAGAUCGGAAUCGAUAUUUUACCUGAGGGAUGGAGGUGCACCGCCUCCGUAUAAGAAAUAA